This is a messenger RNA of Prunus armeniaca (apricot), 420 nucleotides long. NCBI's taxonomy places the organism in Eukaryota, Viridiplantae, Streptophyta, Magnoliopsida, Rosales, Rosaceae. The record is from the annotation of a GenBank genome assembly.
AUGACCAUGACUGCCAAUUGUGAUAUUUGUGGUGCCCCAAUGGAGAAUGCAACUCAUAUUGCUGCUGAUCUUCAUACUUGGGUUGCAAAAAAUUUACACAACUCUACAAUUUUGGCUUAUGGAGUGGAGUGGUCAACCAUGUUUGCUUUCACUUGUUGGUUUCUUUGGAAAUGGAGGAACAAAAAUAUUUUUGAUCAUGGGUUUGUGUUCCCCAACAACCCCAGACACGUCAUUCUUAUGGCUGCUGCAGAUUGGACACAUGCCAAUAUUGAAAAAACUAUAAAACCCACCCACUCUCUCACUGCGCUAUCUUGGCAAUAUCCGAAUGAAGGAGUGAUUAAAAUCAAUAUCGACGGGUGCAGAAAAGGUGAGGAUGGACGCAUUGCUGCUGGGGGUGUACUAAGAGAUAGUUCUGGGUAG